Messenger RNA from Salvia splendens (bonfire salvia), 1415 nucleotides. RefSeq lists its product as uncharacterized. Bases 51 to 1163 code for a protein of 370 amino acids. The transcript has a single exon. NCBI's taxonomy places the organism in Eukaryota, Viridiplantae, Streptophyta, Magnoliopsida, Lamiales, Lamiaceae. The record is from RefSeq and is a predicted model, not a curated record.
AAUCAGGGCUUGACACAUGCCGAGGGAGAACAAUCAAACGGAUAUGCUUGAUGCUCCAACCACUAAAAUUCACCACGCGACUGGACUCGCAUACACCCAGUAUAUCCUCUUCCACCACCAUCAAUAUAAAAUCUCAUUUCCCCUCUACCUAUUUUCAUGCUUCGCUUCUCCAGAAUAUUCCCCCCGAAUUCCCCUGCUUAAUCCCCAUUUAUUAUCCCAAAUCCCUAGCUUUCCCUUCAACAUUCCACACCAACUUCAAUCACAAAAACUCUAAAAUGUACAGUUUGACGAGGAUGAAGAGAGUGACUGAUCCAUUGGAUGAGAAGGUGAAGGCGCGGAUCGUCGGAUUCAGCAGCGGAAGCGAGCACAGCGCCGCCGCCGACGACGGCGACACCUCCCCCAGCCUCUCCGAGCUCUUCUUCGGCUUCAGCGGCGGCGAAUCGUCGCCGGAGUGCUGCUGCGGCUCCGAUUCGGAGACCGAUUCCUCCGAAUCGCCGAGCUGCCGGAAUUCCGAUCCGAUUACUCCGAUCGCGGUGGAUCGGACGGACGAGUUCAGGAACGCGCUCGCUGCUCGCGCGGCGAAUGCGGUUCAGAUCUACUCCUCCGCUGGAUCACCGGAUAAGCAUAUUCUACGGAGGAAUGUGAUGUUGUUUCUGAUGAAUUGUGGCUACAAUGCGGCGAUUUGCAAGACGAAGUGGCCGAGCUGCGGCGGACUCACCGCCGGCAGCUACGAAUUCAUCGAUGUUCUAACAACGGAUCCGUCGCCGGCGCGGUACUUCGUCGAUUUGGAUUUCGCGGCGGAAUUCGAGAUCGCGCGGCCGACGAUCGCCUACGAGCGGAUGCUGCAGCUUCUGCCUAGGGUUUUCGUCGGAAAAAUUGACGAUCUGAAGCAGAUUCUGAAAUCGGUGAGCGACGCCGCGAAACGGUCGCUGAAGAGCCGGGGGCUCCACCUGCCGCCGUGGAGGAAGCACCGCUUCAUGCAGAACAAGUGGCUCGGUCCGUACCGGCGGACGACCAACGCCGUGACGGCGUCGGUUCCGUCGAAAGCGCUUUCGGUUGAUGCAGGUUACGGCGUUAAGUGCCGCGCCGUCGGAUUUGAAGCCGGCCGUUUGAUAGCUCCUUCCGCAGCCCGUACGAGAAGAUUAAUUGCAGGGGAAUAUUAAUAUAAUAAUCCUGUAUUUUUUGAGAAUAUUUUAAAAUAUUUAUUUUUGGUUUUUAGUUUAGUGUUGUCGUGUAGUGUUGGAAGAGCUCUUGUUUAUUUUGUGGAAGCGUUAUCCAUUUGGUAAAAUCGAUAACAUACGCGGCAAAUGCACUUCGUGAGUGUGACGGCGUACAUUAGCUAUAUCCCACGUGCAAUUGUGUGUUUUGGAUGGACCGUCAGAUAGAUAUGACCAGAAGAUAUAUUAUGAGUUAAA